UGCGCGCGCCUCUCUCCCUGCGCUGUUGCUGCUGCAGUUACUUUGACAUGAGGGAGUUGUAGAGACACAGCGUCCGGACAACUUCACUUCACUUCACUUCACUUGGCAGGAGGUGAGUGGAGGGGAUCACUAUCCUCCCCCAACAACAACAACAAAAGUUUUUUGCUUUCAAUCAGACUGGAGGAACUUGACUCUCCUUUCCGCCCCGAGAAGAGCAGGGAAAAAAGUCUGGGGUGGAAGUUGUUGAUUUUCACCCCAUUUCUCUGCAACUUGUUGCGAUUUGUGUUCAGUGCGGAGCUCCAGUUACUGAAGUUCCUGGGGAAUUAAAUUCGGGAACUGCUCGGGUUAUCGGUUGAAACUUUUGGUACCAGGUCCCUUGCAAAGAGCAUUGUGCUGAAAUGGAUCUUUAAUUGCUGUGGAAAAGCCCAGGAAAAGUUUCUUGGCAGCAAUAAGAAUAAUAAACAGUGAGUGCAUACCUUCAUUACUGUUUGAGAAGUGAACAAAGGUCAUAAAGAACUGGGAAGCAAAAUAAAAACUGCAGCAGCCAGGUGUGUGCUUCCUUCAUGUUAGACUGAUACCCGGCAAGUCACAGAUCUUUGGAGCAGGAUCCUGGAAAAUGCUUGAUGUUUUCCAUUUGUAAUCCCUACCAGAAGUAUAACGUGAGACCAAUGAAUGAGAAUGAAUUCUAAUUUGAUUAUGAAGUUUAUUGACCUUCGAAUCGCGAAAAAUGGAGCCUUACAUUGGUGCUGUUCCAAACAAACAAAUGCAGCGAGAUUACGGAAUCCAAAUCCGGUUUAUUCAAGAUGCUCAAGAAGAAUCUUCCCAGGAACAAAAAUAUCGGACUGCCCCAAACAAAUCAGGAUCCUAUGGUGUCAGCAUUAGGGUGCAGGGGAUUGAUGGACAGCCAUAUGUAGUGUUAAACAGCAGCCAGGAAGGAAACCUGCAAAUGUAUGAGCCUCCAGCUGAGAACGGCUGCCUUGAUCAAACUUUGUCUCAGGGUGGUUUCAAAGCAUGUUCUGAUUCCUCUGCAGAGCUACAAAGAAACAUGCACUCCAACAAUGGCCAUUUUAUCUAUCCAGAACAUCCGUAUUUCAAUCCACAGAAGCCAUCUUAUACACAGCUGCCUCUUCCAGUAACAGACACCUCAAAGAUUGAGGUUGAUAAAAAGCACACAAAAGCAAGUAGUUUAUUGAACUUCCAAAAACAUCCCGAAAUUCUGAAGCCAUAUGAUCCUGAUAAGAACCUCUUGAAAGGUACCAGUCAACAAAGUUUGGUUAGUAGCAAGUCAUCAGAGAGGAGUGAAGACAAAUCUUUUCAUCAUUUGCCCAAAUUUUCAGAUAAGUUAGAUAUUAGACCAUCGAGUUCAACAAAGACCAAUGAUGAUAAAAGUGAUUUCAUUAAGUCCAGAGCAAUGGAAGAUGCUACCAAGAAGACUACUGGGUCUACCAGUAGAAAAGUGGAUACACUGAAUAACAAUAGAAGAUGUCAAAAUGACACCAGUCCUGAUUCAGGCGAUUCACGGAGAACACGACCAGAUUUGCUUCCUUUGCGCCGCCAAGAUUCAUCUGGAAGAGGUAUUGAUGUUUCUAGGUCACGGUGGUCAUCAUCAUCAACUCCGACGUCAGCAAGCUCAGACAAGAUAAAUCCUUCAUUCAAGUUCGGAUGGCUGGAUGAUCCAGAUGAAGAGCUUUCUGCUGAAAAUGUAAACCGUCAUGAAAACAGAAGAUACAUUCCAUUUUUUCCAGGCACUGGUCGUGAUAUUGACUCUGGUCCCAUUCCUGGAGUGGAUGAAUUGAUUGAUAAAUUUGAUGGAAAGGGUGGACAGCAUCGGCGUGGUAGGUCUGCAAGGAGAAACCGGAUUGACCCAGAAGAUAGAAAACGAUCCCGAAGUGCGGAUAGUGCUUUUCCACACAGGUCAAAAGAUAAUUCUGCUUACCUAGACCAAUAUAGUAAAAAGACUGGAAUAUUAAAUGAACAUUUGUUGAGACCAUCUCAAUUGAGUCGUAAAAAUGCUACUUCACAAAGUUUAUGGAACUCUGCUUCCAGUGACAACGAGCCAGCCAAUUAUGCUUCAUCCACUGGUAGUCUUGGCAGUUGUCAAACCCAACCUACAGGAAACCUGGGUUAUGGCUUUACGAAGAGUCUAGGUCAGACUGAAUUGGAUGCUGCAGAUACUCGUGAACAUCGUGACAGAAUGUCUGGUAGAUCUUCCACACUCUCUGUAGGUGUGAUCAAUAAACCUGAAGCCAAAAAGGAGACAGUAACUCCUGUUACACAAAUAAGAACAUCUAAAACAGCACCUUCCUUUUUUGAAAUCAGGAAACAUAGUUUAAAACCUCCUGCUCAAACAAACCAAUCUGCCUGUGAUCAUGACACGCAGGUAACUCCUGACCUUCUGAAGGACCAACAAAUGAAUGAGGAGACUGCAAAACAGAUCCUUUACAACUGUCUUAAAGUGGGAUGUCACGAUGAUGAUGCAGCAAAGAAGAAAGUCAAUUUGGUGUUUGAGAAAAUCCAGACUUUAAAAUCAAAAAGUCCACUCAGCUUGGAAGAACAAAAGGACAAAAGAAAUGACAGUACUUCUGAAUAUAAAGCACUGCUGGAGCAGAAGAAUGAACUUGAAAAGAAGACAGACGAAAUGGAAAAGAAAGUAAAUCAGCUUCAAAAAAAACUGGAUGAACAAACUCUGAAAGAGCAGAGUGCCACAGAACAAAAAAGUAGGACCAAAACUGAUAUGAAAAAUCUGCAACAAGAAAUGGCAGACAUUUUAGAGGAAAACAAUAGUUUAAGGGAGCAGCUUGCGAAAUCCGAUAAAGAGCUUCGAAACCAACUUGAGGAGUUAGUACAAGUGAAGAUGGAAAAAGAGCAAUAUCAAAGUGAAGUCCGGGAUUUGCAGGAUCAGCUCUCGGAAAUGCAUGAUGAGCUGGAUCAUGCAAAAAACAGUGCCGACAAUGAAGAAGAGAAAGAGACUUUGAUAAUGGAGAUGAUGCAGGCAAAGCAGCAGCUGGAAGAGGUGCUGUUAGCUAAAGAAGAUCAGCAGGAGUUGUUGAGGCGAAGAGAAAGAGAGCUGACAGCACUUCGAGGUGUCCUGAAGGAGGAGGUGUCAAACCAUGAUCGGGAAACUGAAGAUCUUAAAGAGUUACAUGAAAAGGAGAAACAGAAACUUAGAAACAGCAUUGAUGAUCUCGUCCAGAGCAAAAGUGCAUUGGAGCAAGCACAAGUUGUAGCCAAACAAGCAAAGGACACUGCAGAGGAUCAUAUGAAACGCCUCAUGGAUGAAAAUGAGACCCUGAAGAAAAAAGUUGCAGAAUUACAGAAUGAAAUCCGUGAACUCAAUCACAUGGUUUCUAAUAUGAAAAUGGAAGAGAACAGGUUGAGGGAUAAACUUGCACGUUUGGAGAAAGAGAAGAAGCAGCUGGAAAUUGCCUUGAGAGAAAUUGGAGACCAAGAACAGGACCUUUCAUUGGCAAAAAGAGCUUUGGAGAGCCGGUUGGAAGAAGUCCAGAGAAGCCUCAACAACCGAUCACAGGGGUAUGAAGAAUUAAAGGAAAGACUUGAUUCAGAAGUAGCUCAGAAGGAUCUUUUGAAAAAAACAAAGAAUGAAAUGGAGGUCAAUAAAAGGCAAUUGGAGAAGAUGAUCGAAAAACUUGAGAAAGAGAUGGCUGAGAUGAGUCAGGAUUCUCAGAGGUCAAACCUUGAUCUGCGGAAGGAGCUUGAUGAGUACAAGGAAAAGAAUCGCAGUCAACUGAAUGUCCUGCAGCAGCAACUGAAAACCAAAGCCCAGGAGGCUGAGAAAUUUCAACUAAUAACCAAGAAACUGCAGGAUGAGAUGCGACAAAUGCGAGAGGAGUUGGAAUGCUGUUGUGGUGAACGUGACGAAGUGGUUCUGAAAAGCCAACAACUGAAGCAGAAAGUUAAUGACCUUGAGCUUGACCUUGAAAGUAAAAUGCAAUUCAAGGACGACCGAAAUCGGCAGAUCAAGCAAAUGGAGGAUAAAUUGGCAGAAAUGGAGGUGGAACUGGAUGAAGAGAGAAGUAAUUCAGACCUUCUAACGGAUCGCAUCAGUAGAGAUCGAGAACAGAUUGAGCAGAUGCGAAAUGAACUUUUUCAGGAAAGAGCGACAAGGCAAGAUCUGGAGUGUGACAAGAUUUCCUUAGAGAGACAGCACAAAGAUCUAAAAAGCAGAAUUGCAUAUUUGGAAGGAUCUCAGAAACAGACUAAGGAAGGUAUUGUUACCCAGCUAGAGGCAAGAAUCCAGGAACUGGAAGAACGCCUUGAAGCUGAAGAAAGAGACCGAUCUGCUCUGCAACUGAACAAUCGUAAACUUGAAAGAAAGGCCAAGGAGCUUAUGCUACAAGUAGAUGAUGAACGUCUCCACCUGACAGACCAAAAUGAUCAGUUGAACCUACGGAUGAAAGCCCUCAAAAGGCAAGUGGAUGAAGCAGAGGGAGAAAUAGACCGCUUGGAAAAUGCAAAGAGGAAGCUGCAGAGAGAGCUGGAGGAACAAAUGGAAGCCAAUGAAGAACUUCAAGGACAAAUGAAUACUUUAAAAAAGGACCUCAGGCGCAAGAAUUCAUCAGCAAAGGUUUCCUCCUCUGUUCUAAAUGAUUUUGACAAUGAUUACAGUACAGAUGAAGAAAGUCUCUAUGACACAGGAUUUAAAUUGUCAAUGGAUGGUAAUGUGUAAAUGCAAAACUAAACUGAUGCCUAACCAUUAGAUAAAGGGAAACAGCAAUGCAGUGGCGUAAUUCACUCUCUGAGGUACCAUAUUCUGCCCGAGGCUUUUGUUUUUAAUUCCUUCAUUGCACUGAUGCUGCUUUAUACAUGAAAUGUUUUAAACAUUUGUCACUGCUGUCUCAGAUGCCACGCUGCUUUCUUUCUGCCUUUGGAGUACUUUGGAUUGGCAAAGGAAGGUCAUAUUUUAUUGCUCAAUGAAAGGAAUUUAUAAACGUGUCCAACUUAAAAAAAAAAGACGCAACAAUCAGCAGUCAAUUGUUAAAAUAUGUACAGACUAUAAAUAGAUCUAAAUGACAGAAAUUAUUUUCCUUUAUUAUUUAAAACACUAAAGUGCCAACAAUACUUUGGCCAAUAUCUUUUAUGGCUGUUACAUUAACUGUGUACUUUAUCAGCCUUUCUCUUUCCCACUUUGGCCCUAAAGACACUGAUUUUAACUGGAGUUUAAUUCCCCAAGACUGGAGAGCAUUGCCCUGAAGAUGCAUUUUCACCUGUGGUUCCAGCCCAGUGAAUGUCCCAGUGAACCACAGACGAGAUUAAUACCACAAGCUGGCAUCAACAAAGCUGCAUUUCCAUUCAGUGCCAUUGCAACAAGAAAAAGCAGAAAUUUCUCCCUAUCCUGCACUCUAAUCCAAAGUAGCUGCAGUCUGAUUGUAGUACCUAUGGUGUCUAACUGAGCUGAGACCUGCUUGUGCAGUGAAAUGGCAAACUUCCCAGUCUCUGCAGCUCAGCUGUUCACCGCCACAAUUGGCUGCGUCACUGGAGUACUUAGUCUCAUCAUUUGAUGUAAACAGUCCGUAUUAGCUCCUUCGUUUGUCAUGACCACAGAAAAGAACACAUCCUGAGUUCAUUUCCCCGUUUCUGAAUACCGUUAUUUGGUGCAGUAGGGGUGCUAACAGCUACCCUCAGUGCCUGGGGCUGGAAAGGGAUUUGAUAAAGAAUUGGUUUCCCAUGGUUGUUUAGUGACCCCUGCUGGAAAACCUGUGUGUUUUCAAUCAAGGGAAGGGAAUUUCGAUACUUGGGGAGGGUGGGGAAAUCUUUAACCUCGAAAAACAAUUGGAGGUGUACUAAAAAUGGGAAACCACCUCCACACCUUGAACAGAGUUGGCUUAGCAUCAGGUUUUCCAUUUUUCACACCUUUAAAAUUAAAUUCAGCCCUAUAGAGCAAUAUUGUACAUUAAAAUAUUUUUAAUGAGACUGUGUCUCGGAAGUUGAGGUCAUUUUAGCAAAAAAAAAACAGGUUUUGGUUUGGGUGGGAGAUUUCAAUGUCAAUAAUCAGAAAUUGAAGUGUAACUCGCCUUAAUCAGUCCUAUGUCCAGCGAGACAAGGGGCAGGUGACAAAUCCCCUUUCAGGAGGAUGACCCGUCUUUGAAACUUUUUUCAGUAGGCUGCACAAUUCCAUUUUUGCACAGUUUCUAUUUUUAAACUAUUUGGCAGCCUCUGCAAAUCCUGAAAAUUAUAAGGAACUGAGAAGUGAUGAGUCCAUCAGGAAAAAGCCUUUUAUGGUAUUGCCGAUGGGUCCGAAGGAGCAGGAGUGUUUCCUCUGGUCACCACCACCAGGCUUCGAAAUACUGUCCCGAUAUCCACAGUAUCCUCCUCCCAAUCUGAUAUACAGCCACAUCAGUAAUCCUUCACUAUGACCACCAACUCCAAGCUAUUCCUAACUCCCUGCCUCUCCCUGACACCUCCCAGUUUUCUAACCUACACUCCCCUAUCUUAUGAUCCAUAGAAACAUAGAAGAUAGGAGCACAAGGAGACCCUUCGAGCCUGCUCCGCCAUUUAUCGUGAUCAAGGCUGAGCGUCCAACUCAUUAGCCUAAUCCUGCUUUCUCCCCAUAACCUUUGGUCCCAUUUGCCCCAAGUGCCAUAUCUCACCACCUCUUGAAUGUGUUCAAUGUUUUAGCAUCAACUACCUCCUCUGGUAAUGAAUCGCCUCUCAUCUCUGUACUAAAUGGUCCACCUCGAAUUCUCAGAGUUCUGGACGCACCUACCAUUGGAACAUCCUCUCUGCAUCUACCCUAUCUAGUCCUGUUAAAAUUUUAUGUCUUUAUGGAAAGAGCAGAAAUUUCUCCCUGUCCUGCACUCUAAUCCAAAGUAGCUGCAGUCUGAUUGUAGUACCUAUGGUGUCUAACCCCCCACUCACUCAUCUGAACUCCAGCAAAAUCAAUUUUGACCUAGUCAAUGUCUCUUCAUUCGUCAAUCCUGCCAUCUGUGGAAUCAGCCUGGUAAACCUUCACUGCACUCCCUCGAGAGCAAGAGCAUCCUUUCUCAGAAAAGGAGCCCAAAACCGCACACAAUAUUCUAGGUACUGUCUCACCAAGGCCCUGUGUAAUUGCAACAACACGUCCCUACUCCUGGACUCAAAAUCUUUCACAAUAAGGGCCGACAUACUAUUUAUCUUCUUUACAACCUGCUGCGCCUGCAUGCUUACCUUCAGCAACUCGUACAUAAGGACACCCAGGUCCUGCUGCACACUCCCCUCUCCCAAUUUACAGCCAUUCAGGUAGUACUCUGCUUUCUUGUUCUCGCUUCCAAAGUGAAUAGCGUCUCACUUAUCCAAAUCAUACUGCAUCUGCCAUUGAUUUCCCCACUCACCCAACGUGUCCAGAUCACGCUGAAGGAUCUCUGCAUCCUCAUGACAGUUCAUCCUCCCAACCAACUUGGUAUCAUCUGCAAACCUUGAGAUAUUA
Chiloscyllium plagiosum (whitespotted bambooshark) is the source of this 7423-nucleotide messenger RNA. It is a transcript of the gene cgnl1, whose product is annotated as cingulin-like 1. Gene Ontology annotation, biological process: protein localization to cell-cell junction. Gene Ontology annotation, cellular component: myosin complex; bicellular tight junction. The record is from RefSeq and is a predicted model, not a curated record. Lineage: Eukaryota; Metazoa; Chordata; Chondrichthyes; Orectolobiformes; Hemiscylliidae.